Molecule: messenger RNA, 297 nt
Organism: Pediculus humanus corporis (human body louse)
Lineage: Eukaryota; Metazoa; Arthropoda; Insecta; Psocodea; Pediculidae
Exons: 4
Coding region: 1-297 (98 amino acids)
Biological process (GO): regulation of apoptotic process; signal transduction
Cellular component (GO): nucleus
Molecular function (GO): p53 binding
Source: RefSeq, a predicted model, not a curated record
AUGGUUCCGAUAAUUGUUCGCGUAAUUUGUGAGGAUGUAAUAACAGAUGUUCCAAUAACACCUGAAACUACCUGUUAUGACGUUGUCGAAUGUUGUAGAGAUCCUGGAGAUGACCUAUGCAAUUUGGUUCAAAUUUGGAGAAAUUAUGAAAGGAUUCUUCGAAGUGAGGACAAACCUUUGGAAAUUCUACAAGAGUGGGGACCGCAACAAGAUGAAGUUAAAUUUGUAUUAAGGUACACCGUUUUAUCAAAACCUGAUAAUUUGGUGAAAAGUGAAAUUUUGAUUAACGCGAAGUAA